GUGUGACAAACUCCAAAUACGUCACGAAGAAGGACCGCUGUUGUGAAGCAUGGAGCCUCUGCGGGUGCUCGAGCUCUACAGCGGGAUAGGAGGCAUGCAUUACGCCUUGAAGGGAAGUGGGAUUCCUGCCACGGUGGUGGCGGCCGUCGACAUCAACACGACGGCCAAUCAGAUCUACAAGCACAAUUUCCCCGAUACCCCCCUCUGGAACAAGACCAUUGAGGGCAUAACACUCGACGUGUUCAACAAGUUACCGUUUGACAUGAUCCUGAUGAGCCCGCCCUGUCAGCCGUUCACCAGGAUAGGACUUAAGGGCGACAUCGCUGACCCCAGAACCAAGAGUUUCCUCUACAUCCUAGACCUCCUGCCAAGGUUGAGCAGGCCGCCUCGCUUCAUCCUGCUGGAGAACGUGAAGGGCUUCGAGAGCUCCUCGGCCAGGGACUGCUUGGUGAAGACUCUCACGGAGUGCGGAUACACUUUCCAGGAGGUCAUGGUCUCACCCACAAGUGUCGGGAUCCCAAAUUCCAGGCUGCGUUAUUUCCUGAUUGCGAAGCUUUCAGCAGAAAACCAAAGCACCCAGAGGUCAAAGACGCCGGACGCCUUCACACCUCCGGCUGAGAGAGAAUCUCCUGAGCAGCUCACGGACUCCGGUCCUCUCCGCCCAGAAGAGGACGUGGAGGGGUCUCGGGUCCUCUAUAAACAAGAGACCACAAAGGAUGCCCAGAGGAAGACGAGUCAGAACAACGACCUGUCAGUCAGGCGGAUCAGAGACUUCCUGGAACCGGCAGUAGAUGAGGAGCACUUCCUCCUUCCUCCCAGGACGCUGCUGCGCUACGCUCUGCUGCUGGACAUCGUUCAGCCCUCAUGCCGGAGGUCCGUGUGCUUCACCAAAGGCUACGGCCGCUACGUGGAGGGAACCGGCUCGGUGCUGCAGAGCUGCGAGGGAACCGAGAUGGAGGCCGUGUUCAGGGGUCUGGACUCGCUGUGUGAGGAGGAGAAACUCCAGAAGCUGUCGCAGCUCCGGCUUCGGUACUUCAGCCCCCGAGAGGUGGCCAACCUCAUGGGCUUCCCCCAAAGCUUCUCCUUCCCGGAGCAGACGUCCACCAGGCAGCAGUUCAGAGCGCUGGGGAACAGCCUGAACGUGGAGGUGGUGGUCAGACUGCUGCACAGGCUGCUGUCCCUCUGACGGGAGGACAGGAGGGCAUCACUGAGGAGACAGGAGGACACCAGAGAGGAGACAGGAGAGGAGACAGGAGGACACCAGAGAGGAGGACAUUUGGUUUAUUACCAAAAGCAAGUCUGGACAAGUUCAAUUUUAGCUUUUUUUUAAUUUAUUGCUUUUACUUACAGAAGGAGAUCAAUAUGUUGCAUAAAAUCCAAAUUCUGCUCCAAAAAUAUAUUUGACCAUCAGAGUGAACAUGACGGCUCACAACCACACCGCUGGGCUGGAGCCCAGAUACUGGACCGCCCACAGAUCCAGGACUCUGCAGGACUCUGCUGACCCACGUUGGGGGAACGGUUCGUGACGUCGUCAAAGAGGAAGUGGAGACGACGUCCGUGUCUUUAGUGUUUCACGUCUCGUUUAAACAUUCAAGAAGAUGUGAAAACAAUAAAGGUUGAAUGCAUAGAUUUAAAAUCACUGAAGCACCGACAGAGAAGAAGAGCGACCCCAGAGCCCUGAAACACACAGGAGCGCAUAGAGACACACACACAUCCAAGUCUCAAGUGUUCAACUUUAAAUACAUUAAAAAUAUAUAUAUAUAUAAUAUUCACGAUUGUGUAAAAUAUAUAAAGAUUCAGUUCUAUUUUAAUUUGUGUAUUUCAAUAAAUAAAAAAUGUUUUUCAUAAAAUAAAAGGAAAAGAAAGUUGA
Messenger RNA from Pseudoliparis swirei, 1870 nucleotides. RefSeq names its product tRNA aspartic acid methyltransferase 1 (gene trdmt1). NCBI's taxonomy places the organism in Eukaryota, Metazoa, Chordata, Actinopteri, Perciformes, Liparidae. The record is from RefSeq and is a predicted model, not a curated record. The coding region runs from base 50 to 1186 and encodes 378 amino acids. The transcript has 11 exons. Gene Ontology annotation, molecular function: methyltransferase activity.